AUGGAUAAGUUGAAGAAGUUAUUUUCAAGGGAACCAGAUGAUGAACAGGGGAUAUUAACAGACGUCGAAAACGGUUUCUCAUUAAGUUGGACUACGCGGAUCAAGGCGUUUGCUAUUUGUUUCGUAAUAGGCAUUGUGAUGUCACUAUUGGGCUCGUUGUUCUUAUGGUUCCCCGGUGCAGGUAUUACAUUGUUUGCACUGUUUUAUACACUUGGGAAUAUCUUUUCACUUGGAAGUACCAUUUUCCUUAUGGGGCCAGUAAAUCAGUUAAAGCGUAUGUUUCAGGAAACUAGGGCAUUUGCAGCGACAUUCAUGCUGGUUUGUCUGGUUCUGACAAUCAUUUUUGCGCUCCUGGGAUUCCGGCUACUGUGCUUGAUUUUCUGCAUAUUACAGUCGUUGGCAUUGACGUGGUAUUCUCUAUCUUAUAUACCGUACGCAAGGGAUGCUGUAAAACGGCUGUGUUCUUCGUGUAUUGGAUGA
Molecule: messenger RNA, 480 nt
Organism: Trichobilharzia regenti
Lineage: Eukaryota; Metazoa; Platyhelminthes; Trematoda; Strigeidida; Schistosomatidae
Source: the annotation of a GenBank genome assembly